AUGAUAUUUUUACUUAGGAAAUAUAUUCGUGUUAUAAUAAAAACUCAUUCUGGCCAAAAAAUCUUAAUACCGUGUGAGCCCGCUGCAAAUGCUAUAACUUACAGAAGAUUUUUUACAGAAAAUGCAAAAGAUCCAUUUGUAGAUGUGUUGAAACAAAAGGAUUGGCAAGAUGUCCUAGAUGUUCCUAAGCAAGACGACAAUAAACAGUGGAAAUUAUUUAUAACGAAAUUCAUCAAUAUUUUCAACAUGUGCUUCCCUAAAAAAUUCACAUACACAGACCAACUACAAGAAGUAAUUGAAGAACUUCUUGAAGUAGCUAAAACACCAACCCACAUUGAGCCAUCCACUUCUAUUGACCACUUCAUGUCAAAAAUACCAAGAAACGACGACGGUAAAAUUAUAAGAAAAAGAUGCCAUGAAUGCUACAGAAAAAACAACGCGAAAAUGGAACCCAGUAGAUACUUAUUGUACCAUAUGUAG
Molecule: messenger RNA, 480 nt
Organism: Acanthoscelides obtectus
Lineage: Eukaryota; Metazoa; Arthropoda; Insecta; Coleoptera; Chrysomelidae
Source: the annotation of a GenBank genome assembly